CGUCGUGUGAUCUGUAUUCAUCCUGUCGCAGGUAGUUUUAGGCCGGUGCCUGAGCCGCCCUCAGGAGUGCCCUGCCUGGGGGUCACGGGAGGGCGCCGCGCUCACGAAGGCGACCAGCAAAACAAUACAAACCAUCAAUGUAUUUUUUCACUGGAUUGAUGGGAUGGUUACCUUACUUUAGAGGGUGCAAUGAUUAGUGGAAUGGCGAUUUAAGGAGAAAAUACUUUGCUGGUACUAAAGUGAGGCUGUUUCUGUGAAUACUCGAGGAAGAUAUUUCUGGUGGCGGCGGCAACGCAGCACACAGUCAAGAUGGCCGCAUGUCUCCAGCAGGACGGAGACUCGAGUGAUCCCGAGAACUCUGGCCCUUCCUCCCUCGCACAGGCCUUGAAGCAUCAGUCCGGUGGCAUCCAAGGAGGCGUCUUAAACUCCAGCGACACGUCCGAGGCCAUCAAGCUGAAGGGUGACAAGGCUUAUGAAGAAGUGCUAAAGUAUCAAGAAGAUGAACUCAGAAACUUUCUGGAAGAAGUCACUCAUGCUGGGAAAACAAAAGAUAAAAAUUCUCUUUCUCCUCAUGCUCUGGCAUUGCUCCUGAAAGAACAAGAUGCUCUCACGGAAGAAUCAAGCUCCGGUGAUGAUACCAGAGAUCUCAUUCAGAGGAGUAGAAACAAGAAAUUUUUACCACGCAGACACCAGUCAAGUGGGGACCAACAAUCUGCUGCAGCAUGCACCAGCACAGGAGGAUCUCUGGGCUCUCUUCAUGACCUCUCAGAAACAAAACAACCCAAGAAAGUUGCAGGACCCAACCAAGGUGUUGCAUCUCGCUGCCGAGAGGGGGGAUCUUGUGGCAACCUUUCAAGAGGUUCAUUUGAGACACAACCUCCAAGAAAGAAGAAAGGCAGGCGGUGCAGAGAUGCAGCCCGGGCCAGUGCUAGCCAACGAGAGGGGGGAUCUUUACAAAAUUUGAGCAAAACUGAGGCUGCAUCUAAUGAAUCAAAGAAGCUACACAAAUCUGGCAGUCUAAGUCAGGUGUGCUCUGAGGUGGCCAGUGGUGCUCGGAGUAAGAAUCGUCGGCAGAAAACUGCAAGUGAGAGCUCCAGCAGCAAGUACCCACGACGCCUGGAAGAUCGAGAAGGCGUUGAUGACAGCUCAGAGGAUGAGGAUAACUGUGGGCAUCCUAAACUUCAAGUGCCCCCUGGUGCAGAGGGUGUUUUUCCUCCAGAGGGUGUAGGUGGGGCCUCUGGGGGACAUUGCCCGGACUCAAGCCAUGCAGACGAUUAUAUGUCGGAUGUUGCCUCCGAGGGAGAAUCAACAGAUGAAGAAAUUGAUGCCAGGCCAUUUUCUGGAAGAAAAUGUUCAGGUGUAACCAUAGAAGAAACAGGAAUAGAACUUCAGCCUGUAAAGUGCCAUAGAUCUGAAUCUGAAGAGGUAGACAAAGGGAUAAACUUCAGCCUUUCAAGACCCCAGGGGGAUGCCAUGCUGGGUUCUGGCCAUCGAACAUUGUUGCUUCAAAACUCUCAGUCAGUAACAUCUGUCUUCAAGGACGAAAAAUCCUCCAGCAAAUGCACAGAAGAAGAAAACACAGGGAAACGGAAAUUGUUGGGCAACAAAAGUGACAUGGGGAGCUGUGAGAAUAAAGCUGCUCUUGAUGAAAAUGGGAAUCCUGUGAUGUCAACAUCAGGCGGAUCAGGAAAUCCUGCAGUUUUGGCAGGGGAUCGUCCCAGCACAGUGAUGCAGACCACUUCACGGAAGAAUGUAAUCAACACCUCCCUGAAAGAUGCCAGCCGCUUUGAUCGAGUGAAAGCUAGGAAUGACAAGAAAAAGGUGAGCUUCUGUGGGGAUCAGGACCUCAAUGACAUCUUAAAAUUCCUUGGAGCUGAUGUUGACAACACAAAUGUGAAAAAUAGAAAGAAACACAAAGGAAAGAAAGAUGAUGGCAAAGAUGAUAAAGAUGGUAACAUGAAAAAGAAGUGUAAGAGUUAUGACAAGACAAGUGAGGAAAGUGUAGAGAAAGUGAACAAGAGUGAGGAUGGUAUGGGGCUGAACGCUAUGCUGUCACCACCACAAGUGCCCCACAUAGUGAAGAUUCUGGGUCAGAUGGGGAUGACUCGGUCAUCCUUGGUGGCGGGAGGCUCUCCUGGCGGCGAGGCCCCUCGCUGCCAAGGCCGUACAGUGUCCGUGGCAUGA
Eriocheir sinensis (Chinese mitten crab) is the source of this 2184-nucleotide messenger RNA. RefSeq lists its product as uncharacterized. Lineage: Eukaryota; Metazoa; Arthropoda; Malacostraca; Decapoda; Varunidae. The record is from RefSeq and is a predicted model, not a curated record. The transcript has 14 exons. The coding region runs from base 310 to 2184 and encodes 624 amino acids.